Emiliania huxleyi CCMP1516 is the source of this 1811-nucleotide messenger RNA. RefSeq lists its product as hypothetical. Gene Ontology annotation, molecular function: nucleoside diphosphate phosphatase activity. Gene Ontology annotation, cellular component: membrane. The coding region runs from base 40 to 1425 and encodes 461 amino acids. The record is from RefSeq and is a predicted model, not a curated record. NCBI's taxonomy places the organism in Eukaryota, Haptophyta, Isochrysidales, Noelaerhabdaceae. Gene Ontology annotation, biological process: nucleoside diphosphate catabolic process. The transcript is spliced from 8 exons.
CGCCUGCCGAGGCGCUGUGGGCUCGAGGACAGGAGGCGCAUGCCCCGGGCAAGAGGGAGGCGGCUGCUCUCGUGGCUGCUGCUGCAGCUCUGCUCGGCGCAGGACGCCGCGGGCCCGGGCGAGCUCCGCCACGGCCUCGUCUUCGACGCCGGCUCCUCCGGCACGCGGGUGCAUGUCUACUCGUGGAAGAUCGGCGGCGGAGGGUCGAAGGACUCCUUCGACCUGAUCGCCGACGACCUGCUCAAGAUCAAGCCCGGCCUCUCCUCCUUCAAGGGCGAGCCGGAGCAGGCCGGCGCCUCGCUCCGCCCGCUCCUCGCCUAUGCCAAGGAGAAGGUGCCGGCGGCGGCGGUGCCGUCGACGCCCGUAUUCUUGAUGGCGACGGCGGGCCUGCGGCUGGUUGGGGAGGGCGCCAAGGACGCGAUCCUCGCGUCGGUGUGCGACGAGCUCGGCAAGUCUGGCUUCCGCUUCCGGUGCGAGUGGGCGACGCUGCUCGGAGGAGAGGACGAGGGCCUGUAUGGCUGGGUGACGGUCAACUACCUGCUCGGCGCCCUCUACCCGCCCGCCAAGACGCCCGCCGUCGGCACCAUCGACCUCGGCGGCGGGUCGGUCCAGGUCGUCUUCGCCACCUCGGAGCCAGUCCCCAACCCGGACGAGUCUCAGCUGUUGACGUUUGGCGCGCGGCAGCACUCGCUGUACGUCAAGUCGCACCUCGGCUACGGACUCGACGAGGCGCGGCGGAAAGCCCUCGACAGCCUAGUCUCGCGGCGAGCCGAGGACAAGCCGGAGCCAUUCCGGCACCCGUGCCUCCCCCGCGGGGCCUCCCUCGAGCACGGCGGCAAGUCGCUGGUCGGGGACGCCGACUGGGCGCGCUGCCUGCGAGUGAUGGGUCGGCUCUUCCCGCAACCCUUCGCCGCGGGCCAGCCGAAGCUCGCGGACCGCUUCUACGGCUUCUCGUACAUGUACGACCGCACCGCCGCCAUCGGGCUGCUGGACGGGCAGCCGCGCCAGUUUGGCUCCGUCGCGAUGAGCUACAACGACAUCGCCGCCGCUGGCGAGUCCCUCUGCCGGCUCAGUGCGGAGGAGACGGCGACGCGGUUCGCAAACACGCAGGAUGCCGCAAAGUCGAACAACUAUUGCGGCGACGUGGCGUACGUGGCGGCUCUGCUCAAGGCGCUCGGCUUUGAGGGCGACACCAGCAUCACGAUGACCAACAAGAUCGAGAAGGUGGAGCUUGUGUGGACGCUCGGAGCAAUGCUCGCCAAGUCGGCCGAGCUGCUCGCAGACACCGGCUCGGGCGGCCUCGGCGCCGGGAGCGUGAUCGGAGGGCUGGUUGCCCUCGGCUUGGCCGCCGCCGCACUGAAGCUCCUCUCGCAGCGAAGGUCGUACAGCAAGCUCCUUCCCUCGAGCAGGAGAGACUUUAACUAAGUCAGCUGAACAAUUCACUACAGUCGUACAGCAAGCUCCUCCCCUCGAGCAGGAGAGACAGACUUAGUGACUCGUCAUUAGCCGUGAAUAAUGCUUGCUAACACGCUCCGCCUCUCGAGCAGCGGCGGCUUCUGAGCGGAGUCUGACUGCAUCGAGGCUUCAUCGAUGCGCCCGCGUACCUCCGCGAGAAAGAUUGGCGUUUGCCCGCACAAUGCCUCCAGAGUGUGCGUAUAAUCGCUGGCCGUGGACACCUCUCGGGCGUGGACACGUCUCUGGCCUCCUCCUUCGGGCGGAGAACGCGGAUGUGCAUGGCACGGAUGCAUUUUGUGAGCGGUGUGCGAUUCGAUCAUUGUGUUGUACUGUUGUAGUGAGACGCGUUGAGGUUU